Molecule: messenger RNA, 1512 nt
Organism: Eruca vesicaria subsp. sativa (arugula)
Lineage: Eukaryota; Viridiplantae; Streptophyta; Magnoliopsida; Brassicales; Brassicaceae
Source: the annotation of a GenBank genome assembly
CUCUCCCCACUUGAUAACGAGAGAUAAAAGGUCGAUAAGGUCUUUUCACAUCUCCCCUUCACCAUCAUCCCCUCGCCUCUCUCUCUUCUUCAUCGUCUCCGUCUCUCUCAGAAUGCUCAUCAGAUAUAAUCUCCUUUUCGUUUCCCUGAUGUGUUUCCUCUUCUAAUCUCCGGUCAUAGAGAAAUCAAAACAAAAAAAAAAACAGAGGAGAGAGGAAAAGAAGCUAAUCCAUGGCCGCCGCCACCGCUGCUAUGACAGAGAAGGAAGCUAUGGUGGAUCCUUUUUUGGUCGAAGCUCUCCAGAAUCCUCGUCAUCGUCUCACCAUUUUGCGGAUGGAGCUUGAUAUACAAAAGUUCUUCCAAAACCCUGAGCAGCUUCAGUUCGAGUUCUCUCCUUUCCCAACGUCUUACCUGCGUCUCGCCGCACAUAGAGUUGCUCAGCAUUAUGGUAUGGUUACUAUGGCUUUGGACAGUGGUGGUGGUGCUGUAGAUGGAUCUGAUAAUAGAAUCCUGGUGACGAAAACAGCGGAGAGUAGGUUUCCUUGUGUCUGCUUAUCCGAAAUCCCUGUUAAGCAACCGGAGAACGGUAGACCCGAGGGUUUCAAGAUUGCUAUCAAGGCGAGACCCAAGAGAGGAUCUGGCUCCGGAGGUAGCGGGUCUGGAGUGCAGCAGAAUCUUCAGAGAAGUGUUGAGGAGAGGAAAGAAGAGUAUGAUAAAGCUAGAGCUCGGAUCUUUAACAGCCCUGGAAGCUCUGACUCAGAAGAUUCUUCAUCGUUAAGAGCUCCUCCUCCACCUCCUCCUGAAGUGAGAAACACAAGUAUAAACCGCAAUGAGGCUGAGGUGGCUGUCAGUAAUAAUUCUGUUGAUGCUGGUACUCGGACAGUAGCCAUUAUCAGAGAUAGAGAGAAAGAUCGGUAUGAUCCUGAUUAUGACAGGAGCUAUGACAGGUAUGUCGUAGAUCCCGCCUCCUACAGGUACGUUAGGGUUAUGCCUUCUGGUCAAAGCUUCAAUCCAAUGCCAAUCCACAUUCCCUUUCACGAUGGAGGUUUCCCGCGGAUGCCAAGAGGUCCUCAAGCUAAUCUAAACUAUGGACAUCCGUUUAAUCCUGCCAUGAGUCCCUUUAUUAAUAACCCUGCUGCUUAUACACCUUGGCCAAACUCACCAGCUAUGAGCUAUGCACAUUCGUUGAACGGCCCAAACACAGAUCUUUUCAGGCAUCCUUCUGCAAGCAAUCCCUGACGACUAGUGUUUUUGAGUACUUCAAUGUUUGUAUGGAAAAGUAAAAAAAAAAAAACAGAUUAUAUAGAUAUUUAGCCUUUAGGAGCUCUCUGUUCUGUUCCAAACAAUGGCUGCUUCUUUCUUAUAUAACGAGACAUCUACCUUCUCUUUUUUAUUUCUAUCUUGAUUAUAUUGUUCUCGAACUUUGAUUGAAUCUUAGACGAUGCUUAAACCGAUCUUUAAUGGAGUUUCCUCAUGUGGUGAACCAAAAAGCUGAGAAGAAAUUGGAAUUUGG